Molecule: messenger RNA, 3831 nt
Organism: Saitoella complicata NRRL Y-17804
Lineage: Eukaryota; Fungi; Ascomycota; Saitoellomycetes; Saitoellales; Saitoellaceae
Product: WD repeat protein
Exons: 1
Coding region: 1-3831 (1276 amino acids)
Biological process (GO): positive regulation of cell growth; cellular response to starvation; regulation of autophagy
Cellular component (GO): TORC1 complex; cytoplasm
Molecular function (GO): protein-macromolecule adaptor activity; protein binding
Source: RefSeq, a predicted model, not a curated record
AUGCGACACGGAUUUCAGGAAGACUACGAUUCGGAUGAGUAUCUCGGUAUGCUCGAACAAGUCUUCUACAUGUACUACGCCGACAAACGCCACGACACAUCCGGCAACCCCCGUAUUUCAACCUCCUCCGUCCUGCAAGACUGGCGUAUGCGCGAACGUCUCAAAACCGUCUCCGCAGCCCUCGUGGUUUGUCUCAACAUCGGUGUCGACCCGCCUGAUAUCGUCAAAACCUCACCCUGUGCGAAGUUGGAAUGCUGGAUCGAUCCGUUUUCGCUUCCGGCCUCGAAGAGUCUGGAGGCGAUUGGGAAGAAUUUGCAACAGCAGUAUGAGACACUGAGUAUGCGGACACGGUACAAGCAAUACCUAGACCCAAGCGUCGAGGAAACAAAAAAAUUCUGUUGUGCACUCCGCCGCAACGCAAAAGAAGAACGCAUCCUCUUUCACUACAACGGACACGGUGUACCUAAACCAACGACGAGUGGCGAGAUAUGGGUCUUCAAUAAGAAUUAUACGCAGUAUAUCCCGGUGAGUCUUUAUGAUUUGCAGAGUUGGUUGGGGGCGCCGUGUUUGUAUGUUUGGGACUGUUCUGCGGCGGGGAAUAUUGUGCAGAAUUUUAUGAGGUUCGUGGAUCAGCGGGAGAAUGAGUACAAGAACGCCUCUUCCAACGGGGCAACAACGAAUGGUGAUGGGAAUGGUGGGGAAGAACAGCCGUCCGAGCCUGUGAGUCCGCAGAGCUUUAGGGAUUGUAUACAGUUGGCGGCGUGUGGGCCUAACGAAGUAUUACCGAUGAACCCGGACUUACCGGCUGAUUUGUUUACGUGUUGUUUGACCUCGCCGAUCGAGAUUGCGGUCAGGUGGUUUGUUCUGCAAAAUCCGCUGCCGUCGAAUUUGUCGAUCGAUAUGGUGAUGAACAUUCCCGGACGGCUCCAGGAUCGUCGAACGCCGUUGGGUGAGUUGAAUUGGAUAUUUACGGCGAUUACGGAUACGAUUGCAUGGAAUGUCCUUCCCAGGCCAUUGUUCAAGAGGCUGUUUAGGCAGGAUUUGAUGGUCGCGGCACUCUUUCGGAAUUUCUUGUUGGCGGAGAGGAUUAUGCGGGUCCACCAAUGCCAUCCGGUUUCCUACCCCGCCAUUCCGGCGACUCAUAACCACCCGAUGUGGGAUUCGUGGGAUUUAGCUGUCGACACUUGUCUCGCUCAACUCCCGCACCUCAUUGCGGCGGAGCAUGGAGGGCCGGCGUAUGAAUAUAAGCAUUCGUCCUUUUUCACGGAACAGCUGACCGCAUUUGAGGUUUGGCUUGCGCAGGGGGCUGUGUAUAAAAAGGUCCCGGAUCAGCUGCCGAUUGUGUUGCAGGUUUUGCUCAGUCAAGUACACCGUCUCCGCGCACUGAUUUUGUUGAGUAAGUUUCUGGAUCUGGGACCGUGGGCUGUCAAUCAGGCUUUGAGUAUCGGAAUUUUCCCGUAUGUGCUCAAGUUGUUGCAGAGUCCUGCGCCGGAGUUGAAGCCUGUUUUGGUGUUUAUUUGGGCGAGGAUCUUGGCUGUUGAUGGGAGUUGUCAGGCGGAUUUGUUGAAGGAUACUGGAUACACCUACUUCGUGCAGAUUUUAACACCAAACACCGCUCAGCUUCCGGUGGCGAAUGUGAGUGAGCAUAGAGCCAUGUGCGCGUUCAUCCUCAGUGUAUUCUGUCGGGAUUUCAAGCAGGGACAGGUUGCGUGUAUGCAGCCUGGUGUGCUGAGCGCGUGCUUGAGUCAUCUGGGGGAUGAGGAUCCGUUGUUGAGGCAGUGGGCUACGUUGUGUGUUGCGCAGUUGUGGAAGGAUUUGGCGGAGGCGAAGUGGAUGGGGAUUAGGGAUGGUGCGCAUGAAAGGUUGUGUGAGUUGUUGACGGAUCCGGUGCCGGAGGUUAGGGCUGCGGCGUUGGUUGCACUGGGGAAUUUCCUGGGGUUGCCGGAUAAGAGUGAGCAGGCUGUUGCUGUGGAGAAUUAUAUCGCGAUUGCGGCGUUGGGUCUCACAGCUGAUGGGUCAGGUAUGGUUCGUAAGGAGCUGGUCGUUUUCUUGUCGAUUUUCAUCUCGUUGAAUGCGAAGAAAUUCAUGGUUACGGCCCUCGGACACUUCGAGGAGAAGUUGGCGAGUAGUGAGGGGCGGUUAGCGACGAGUACGGAUGUUGCGUCACAUUUGAGUCGGGCGACGCCGUAUGAUGCUGUUUGGCAGGCGUUGUUGAUAUUGAGUGUUGAUCCGUUUUCGGAGGUUGCGGUGUUGGCCGUUGGGGUUGUUGAUGCUGUGCAUGCGGAACUACUUAAGGGUCCGCUGGGAGAGGUUGCGUCGAACAUCAUCAAGGCAGCGUCGCAGACGUCGAAGCCUGCGUUUGAUGGGUCGUUGUCGAGGACGAGUACGUCGAGGGAUGGAUCGGAGCAUCCUUCUCAGGCGCCUGAUUCGCCUGCUAGGCCGGGUUCGUCUAGGUUGACGCGUACGUUGACGAGAUCGGCGUCGAUUGCGGUGUCGUUGAAGAACCUUGCUUUGGGUCAUCAUGAGGAACCUGCACCUGCGCCGGAACCUAAUAGACCUCCUCCCGAGGACGAGGCUUUCGUUCCGAGUACGCCACAGCCAUCUCUUAAGGUGCCUUUGCCUAAGAGCUUUAAGGAGUUGAAGGGAUCAAAGUCGCCACCGCAGGAACUGCCUUUGAAGAGCUCUUUCUUCCAAUGGAGCUGUGAGUACUUCAUGGAACCUCAGAUGAAGCCCCAGGAGACGGAUGAGCCAGGAAGCAUGGAAUACAAUCAGCGUCUAUGGCGCCGGAACAGAAAUGAGAGGAUCAUCUUCGAGACGCAGCCUCAGAAGGAGAUCGCCGGUGCGAGUGCUUGGAAUCUGCAUGCUGGGUACUUCAACAAUGAGACUCAGCCGAUGCGGUUACUGUUCCAUCAGUUUGAGCCUCAUCUUGUUGCGGCUGAUGAUAGGGAUGGUAUCUCGGUCUGGGAUCACAAUACGGGAACUAGGCUCAACCGAUUUUCGAAUGGUAAUCCUAUGGGAAGUCGGAUCACAGAGGUGAAGUUCAUCAAUGAAGAUGAUGUUGCUCUGUUGAUGACUGGUUCUGGAGAGGGUAUUAUCAGGCUAUACCGGAACUAUGAGUCGGAAGAGAGUAUGGAGCUUGUGUCCUCAUGGCGCGCACUGACUGACCUGUUACCUUCAAACCGCAGCAGUGGUUUGGUGGCUGAAUGGCAACAAGGGCGAGGAACAUUGCUCGUUGGAGGUGACGUAAAGGUUAUUCGAGUUUGGGACGCACCACGAGAAACGUGCUUGAGCGACAUACCAGCGCGUUCGGGUAGCUGCAUCACGUCCCUUACCUCAGAUCAAGUAGCUGGAAACAUCUUCGUUGCAGGAUUUGGCGAUGGUGCAGUCCGCGUGUACGAUAGGAGGUUACCGCCUAGAGACGCGAUGGUCAAGGUCUGGAAGGAUCACAAGACUUGGAUUGCCAAUGUGCAUAUGCAGCGUGGAGGAAACCGUGAGUUGGUAUCGGGUAGUGUCAGUGGUGAUGUGAAGCUCUGGGAUAUCCGACUUUCGAAACCGGUUCGGACGAUUCAAGCACACACUGGCGGAUUACGGACAUUGGCCGUCCACGAACAUGCACCUGUAUUCGCUAGUGGCUCGACAAACCAUUUCAUCAAAGUAUGGAAUACAUCGGGACCGAACUUGUCAACGUUUAGGCACUACUCGGGAUUCUUGCAUCAAGGACGACAAACAUCGUCGGCUGUUACCUCGUUGGCGUUUCAUCCGCAUAUGAUGAGUCUUGCCGUUUGUGGCGGCGGGGAUCAUCAUAUCAAUAUUUAUAAGGUUGCGGCAUGA